UACUACUAUGAGGUUGGUGAUGAAUUUUACUGGACAGCUUCAAUUUUGGAAACGGGAGAGUGAAAGAGGCUGGUCGUUGAAUUGGUCGGAGCCAAAUGACAGGUGUAGUUCCUACAGUAUAUGCGGAAAGUUUGGCAGUUGCAAUAGAAAUGAUGGGACCUUGUGCAAGUGCUUACCUGGAUUUGCUCCUAGUAAUCCAGGAAGAUGGAAGUCAGGAAACUUUUCAGAGGGAUGUUUGCCGAUGACAGAACCCUGUCGGAGGAAUUACACCGAAGAUGUAUUUUUGAGGAUGCCCAUGGUGAAAGUGAGCUCUGGAUUUCGUAAUGAAACCGGUGUGAAAAAUUGUACAGAUGCAUGUCUGAUGGACUGCAAUUGUGUAGCUUACUCUUGUGGUGCUGCUGAUUGCUUAUGUAGCUACAAUGAGGCUUGCUUGAGGUGGUUUAAUGAACUUUCCGACUUUAAGGAGGAUUAUCCUGCUGGGUUUACUAUCUUCCUUCGCAGUACACAUUCUGAUAUAGAUUUGACAUCAAGAGGCUGCCAUCCUUGUGGAACAAAUAGCAUUCCUUAUCCUCUUAGCACUUCUUCUGAUUGCGGGGAUCCAUCAUACUUCAAUUUUCGCUGCAACAAAAAAACAGGACAGGCUGGAAACCACCACCAGAACUUGCUUGCAAUACAUCUUCAGAUUGUCAGGGUUGACCCCAUACUACUUGUAAAGGGCCAAGAAACAGUACGAAAAGGUGCAUGUGUCACUCAAAAUUUCAUUGGGAUGGAUGGAAUCUGAAAUGUACCAAGGUGACUUCUUCUCUCAAGGUUGUAAUUGCUUGUGUGGCGGGUGCAUCAUCAGUCAUAGUUUUGUGUGUGAUAUUCUUUCUAUAUCAUCUCCGGAAAAGAAGACUGGCUGAACUCCAAGACUCUGUUGAGCUCAAGGGAGAUGAAACUGAAGGCAUAGAUGUGCCCUUUUUCAGAUGGGAAAGCAUACUAGCUGCUACAAAGAACUUUGCUGACGAUAAUAAGCUUGGAACAGGGGGUUUUGGUUCUGUAUACAGGGUAAUAUUUUUAUAAUCUAGCAAAUAUUACGAUAUUCCCAAAUUUGAUGACUUAUAAAUAAUUUAUACGGAAAAUGUCCAUUAUUUCGAUGGGGCCAAAGAUUUAUGGUUCUUUGGUUUCGGAUUAUAGUGGAUUAAAGUUGCGCAUGACAUUUGGUACCAAGGGUCAAUCUAAAACAACUUUUUUUUAUCAUUAACAAUAAGGUUGUGUAGAUCCCACCCUUCCAAACUCCACUCUAGGUGGGAGCCACUCAGUGGCAUUGGGGUAAUGGAAUGUAUGAUUUAUACGAAACACUGAAUAUAGGGAACGCUUCCAGUUGGGCCCGAAAAUGCUGUGAAGAGGCUUUCAAGUGUAUCGGUGCAAGGUGUUGAAGAAUUUAGGACCGAGGUUAAACUGAUUGCUAAACUCCAGCAUCGGAAUCUUGUAAAAUUGCAGACUUUGGCAUUGC
Amaranthus tricolor (Joseph's coat) is the source of this 1495-nucleotide messenger RNA. RefSeq names its product G-type lectin S-receptor-like serine/threonine-protein kinase At4g03230. NCBI's taxonomy places the organism in Eukaryota, Viridiplantae, Streptophyta, Magnoliopsida, Caryophyllales, Amaranthaceae. Bases 8 to 781 code for a protein of 257 amino acids. The transcript has 5 exons. The record is from RefSeq and is a predicted model, not a curated record. Gene Ontology annotation, biological process: recognition of pollen.